GGUUUCCCUGAAGGGAGGAGAGGAGGGGGGAAUCCGGAUGUCCAAGGAGUCACUGCUCGGAGGACAGUUUGGCGAUCGGAAUUAGUCGUCAGAGUUCUUGGUAGCUGUUCCCUAGGCUGAUCCCCCUGCCCGAUUCCCGUGUGUUACUUACUGGGUUGAGGGGAACGGAAGGGUCUGCCCCUCGCGUGCCCAUUCAUUCCGCGUCCGCUAGGAGCCUGUCGCCGCCGUAGGUACCAAAGCUGAGUAGGGAAAAGUCGCCGGCCCUCUGGAAACUUAAGGUCUCGUAGGACCCGCUACUUCCUUAAGCAAAUACUGAAUGUGGAAUUAAAUGAACCCAGUGUGCUUUAUCGCCAUGGAGACCUUGGACAAUCACCUGAGCAACUUCAUAUGUAUUCUAUUUCAAAGGCAUCUAUUAGACAACAAAACCUCUCAAAUGUGAACUUUAACAGAGGGAAGCUUUAAACAGGCUGUUUAGCACAGGCUCAAUUUGAAGAAAGAUGUUUUAAAUCAUUAUGGAGGGAAUAAUAGUACUUUUAUCUCAAUUGGGCAAACUCUCCAGGUAUGUCAGUGAGAAUUAAAGGAGGACCCUAAUGAAGCUGUGACCCUGAAUGAGGCCCAGCUAGGCUCAUUCUUGGGUCCCCAGAUUGACCCUCAGUCCUCUGAAAGCCACUUUGAAAGCCUUAAAAUUGGUCAGAUGAUGGAUGAGUCAGAUGAUGAUUUUAAGGAACUCUGUGCCAGUUUUUUCCAAAGGGUGAAAAAGAAUGGCACCAAGGAAGUGUCAGGGGAAAGGAAGGCAAAAAAGGCCUCAAACAGCUCUCAGAUAACAAGCAAACUGGAAAGGACCAAACCAGCCGUUACCAAGAGCAGAACUCUUCAAGGCCCUAGGGAGAGGAAAACUCGAAUUGGCAGCCAGGCUACAAGGACGAGAAAACAAGGGGUACCCAAGCGGCAAGAGAGUGAACCGGCUCCCCCUGAGAAUGGGGAAGGAAGUGCGCCUGCUUCCGCUGUGCUCCCGGAGAGUGCAGGGAGCUCCCAGACAGAGGCUGCUCGUAACAGCAACUCCCAGCCCCCUCCUUCCUGUCUGACUGCGAUGGUGCCAAGUCCCUCCAAACCCCGAGCGGCCGAGGUGGUCCUACAGCGCAUGCAGCAGUUCAAGAGAGCAAACCCCGAGCGUUUGAAACAUGCUGUAGAGGGGUGCUCCCUCCAGGCUGCAGUUGAAGAAGACGUCCCAAAGAGUCCUCGAGAGGCAGUGGUGGUGGGGAACGGGUCUGGGCCCUGGCUCCCUGCCACAGAGAGCGACAGUGCAGUGGCCUUGGCCCUGCAGCAGGAGUUUGGGCAGGAACGAGCCUCUCCAUGUGAUGACAGCCUGGAGGAGGAGGGGUUGUUCUUCUGCCAGAUCUGUCAAAAGAACCUCUCAGCUAUGAACGUGACACGGAGGGAGCAGCAUGUGAACUGGUGCUUGGAUGAGGCUGAAAAGGCACAGAGACCUGCUGCACCUCAAAUCCCCGAAUGUCCAAUUUGCGGCAAGUCAUUUCUCACCCCAAAGAGCAGAAUCAGUCACUUGAAAAAGUGUGCAGUGAAGAUGGAGGUUGGCCCCCAGCUCCUGCUCCAGGCCGUGCGGCUACAGACAGCUCGGCCUGAGGGGACCUGCGGCACACUGGCACAGGCAUCGAGCUUCAGUAAUCAGGUUGGAGGUCUGAAAAGGAAAGGAGCCCCCAACAAGAAGAAGCCACAGAAGAGGCAGAAGGUCAAUGAGCCUGAGGUGCCAUCCGAGGACCUGCUGGUGGCCAUGGCUCUGUCCCGGUCUGAGAUGGAGCAGGAGGCUGUGCCUGCGGUGCUCACACUGAGAACUGUUUCUUCAGAGAGGAAAAGACUGUCAACAGAGAAGAAGGGUCGCAAGAAGAAAGCACCCGUUUCCCCACCCCAGUUGUUAGUCCAGGACUCCGAGACCACAGGAAGACAAAUUGAAGAUCGCGUGGCCCAGCUCUUUGCCGAAGAGGAAGUAGAGUUGUCCAGUACGCCACCACUUCCUGCGAGCAGACUUUUAAAGGAAGAGCUAGAAAAGGCCAGCAGGUGUCUGCAACCACCUGAAGGGAAACAGAACUUUCUAUGGGAGGGCAGUGCCCUGACCGGGGCCUGGGCUCUGGAAUGCUUCUACACAGCAAGACUGGUGCCUCCCAUGGUGCCCCAGCAGUCCACCAAGGGUCUCAUGCAGGAGCCCACACUGCCACCAGUGUCACCUGCCCUCCACAGCCCCUGUCCCAGAAACCCAUCACCUUCUGCCAGCCAAAGGGAGUACCAGGCCCUGCAGGACCUCGUGGACCUGGCAAGAGAGGGGCUAAGCACCAGCCAGUUGCCCAGCAGUGGGACCCCAGCUGACUUGGGGGGAACUACAGGGAUGGAUCUGUUGCCCGGUGGCCUCCCACUGACUGGGUUUGUCCUGCCAGCUGAGGAGCAGCAUCCGGAAAUGGGCGGUCAGGCUUCGCUGCCCCUUGGUUUGCUGGUUGCUGACUUCAGUGCCAUGGUCAAUAACCCACACCUGAGUGAUGUUCAGUUUCAGAUGGACAGCGGGGAGGUGCUAUAUGCGCACAAGUUUGUGCUUUAUGCCCGAUGCCCACUUCUCAUUCAAUAUGUAAACAGUGAAGGCUUCUUUGCUGCAGAAGAUGGUGACUUAAGAACCCAGCGCGUCCUGCUGAGUGACGUGAGCACAGAGGCUACCCGUGCAUUCCUGCAUUAUCUCUACACUGCCGACACCGGCCUGCCUCCCCAGCUGGCCCCUGACCUGCGUUCCCUCGCUUGCAGGUUUGGUGUGAGUGAGCUUGCUCACCUGUGCAGACAAGCAUCUGUUGUGAUGGAUUCAGGGGGCAGACAAUGGAAGGAGAAGGAAGAUGAGGCUUGUGAAAGCAGAGCAGAGAACUUCCAAGAACUCUUAAGAUCAAUAUGGGUAGAUGAAGAGGAGGAAGCAGAAGCCCUGUUGAAAUCCGAGGGCCUUGAAGAAGAUAAAGAAAAGGUCAAUGAAGCAGAAAUGGAAGAAAUUUACGAAUUCGCAGCCACUCAGCGAAAGAUGCUCCAGAGAGAAAGAGGUCCAGAGAUUGAGGUGGAAACUAACCAGCUUGGGCAAGAUGGUCCAGGUUCUGGGCAAAUCCUAGCAAGCAUCCAGGUUAAAGAACAGUUAGAAAAUGCAGAACAGAUGGAAUCAUCUGGGCAGGGCAGAGAUGAAGCCCUAGCCAAAAAGAAAAAUGUGGGACAGCCCAUGUUCUUGCCACUCAAGGGCCAGUGUUCAGAUGGGGAGGAGGAAGCAGAGGCGCCAAAGGAAGCACUGGAUCGUACUAGCUCCUCUAGCCCUUCCCAGGGCUGCUCGGCAGAGAGAAAGGAAGGAUCUUUUUUGUACUCAGUUGAUGUCAAUAAUUAUAAGCAGCCCUUUUUAUCAACUCCAGGAAGAUACCCUGAACCAUCCCAAAUAACAAGUGAUCGUGAGAGAGGCAAUGGCACUGGCAGAGAAAGUGUGGGGGAGAGCUUCCAUCCCACCACCUGCCAGCAGGCACCUCCGUCAUAUCCAUUCUUCUUCCCGUCACAGCCUCCUCCAGUCAGGAGUCCCUGCCAACCACACACUCACCCUCAUCGCACAGGUGACUUGUCCCUACCAACACCACAAUCACAGGGCAGAGCUUCCAGGGCGGCCCCCCAGGACUCACCAUUGAAGCAAAAGAGGAGCCAGAGCCUUCUCACACAACUUAACCACCCAGGCCACGAGAAAGGUGCAGAACAUGGUUCCAUGUUGGAAUACAGAAAUGAAGGAGUCUUGAUCUCGCCAGAAAAGUCUCCAUCCAUUGACCUAACUCAGGCAAAACCUGGCCAUUGGAGCUCCAGAUCUCAGAAUUCUCUAUCUAGUGUGAACAGAGAAGAUGAGAUUAUCCUUUUAUUGGAUUCCGAUGAAGAGCCAGAGCCAGAGCCAGAACAAACCAAAAUAAAGCCAGUUUUUAAUGGUUCCCUGGAAGAGGGGAAAGUUCUAGAAGUUAGCCCCAAGUUCUCUGACCUGUUCUCCAUCAUUGACGUUGAUGCAGAUCAGGAACCUCCCCAAAGCCCACCAAGGAAAGAGGCCACAGUGCAGCAGGAAGAGGGGCGGCUGUCAAGGAACCAGGGCUGUGUGGGUGGCAGAGGGACCCCCCAGCUGUUCUGUAGCCCUGUGAGCAGCCCCGACAAGGACAGCACCACAGACACCUCGUGGCUGGUGCCCGCCACCCCACUUGCCAGCAGAAGCCGCGACUACUCAUUGCAGACCCAAACCAUGGGCCUCAGGUCUAGGCCUUCAGGAUAUGAAAAGGCUCAGCUCAAGCCCAGGACCCCAGUAGAAAACAGGGAUGGACCCAGCGCCACUAAUAAGUUUUCAGUAAUUGUGCCUCAGAUAUCGUCACCCUGCCUGGUCCCUGUCAAUCCUAGAAGUCCUUCCAGUCCCCACCCCAGGAGCCACAAGCACUUUUCUCUGCUAGCUCCCUGUCCGACGUCGGGAGCCCUCACUGACUUAACUGGGCAGUUCCAGAAGCGCUCGCUGCCUAGGCUGAGCCUGCCGAAUCAGGCCACAGCGAAUGAGGUGGUGGAGGUGGAGGACAGUGAAGAUGAGCAGGAGGUGGCUUCCCCUCAGGCGAGCAGCAGCCCCAUGCUGGACAGCGGCCCCCCCAUUCCAGCUGAUGACUGCUGUUGGCAUGCUGAGCCCCUCUCACCGAUCCCAAUUGACAGUUUGAACCUUGAGCGGACUGGCCCCCUGAGCACCAGUAGCCCAGGUGGUAGGGUGGGGGAGGCCCCAGACAGUGGUGGCUGCCACUCCCCUGUAUUCUUGGGCACCACCCCCAUCCGAGGAAGCUGCAUUGGCCAAAGGAAGUCUCAAGAGAAGUCCCCUCAGGCCAGCUCCCCUGGGAGCAGCAGGCUGAGCUUCUUGAAAUCACCGCUGUGGGAUGAUUGGGAUGGAGAAGAACAGAAGUCUCCAGAGGUUCUUUCUCUGGCCCAGACACCAAAAGCUGAUCGAGGUCAAAAAUCAGAAGGCUUAGAGAAGCCAAAAGGUGCUAAUUGGAGGAAGAACUUGCCCCCAAAAGUACCCAUAACGCCAAUGCCACGGUAUUCCAUCAUGGAGACCCCAGUACUAAAGAAGGAACUGGAUAGGUUUGGGGUGCGCCCUCUGCCCAAACGCCAGAUGGUCCUGAAACUGAAGGAGAUAUUCCAGUACACUCACCAGACGCUGGAGUCAGACUCCGAGGAUGAGAGUCAAUUCUCACAGGUGCCUCUGGAGGCUUCUCGCAGCCAUACCCAUGCCACCAAAACCUCCAAGGAAUCAAAGGCAGCUGGCCGUGCCAGGCUGGAGGCCCCUUCUGACCCUACUCCCCAAAGGUCCAAGGGACCAGCUAAGUCUAAGGGCACACGACAUCAGAAGCAGCAGCCUGGUGGAAGCAUUCCUCGCGUGUCACCAGCCAAAGAGCUGCCUCUAGGCCCUGAUGAUGAUGCCCAGCUCCCAGCCUCCCAGGAAUCCACGGCCACUUCUGUGGACAGCAGUGACAGUUCCUUAAGCUCACAGAGUUCUUCCAGUGAGUUUGGAGUGGCCUUUGAGUCUGUAGGAGAAGAUGAGGAGGGUGAGAAGGGGGUCAGUGCUUCGCAGGCAGCUGUCCAGGCAGUGGAUACGGAGGAGGCAGUGAGACGCUACAUCCGCUCCACACCAGCCCUCUACCGCAAGGUCCUGCUGUACCAGCCCUUUGAGCUGUCGGAGCUGCAGGCGGAGCUGAAGCAGCAAGGCAUCCGCAUGGCCACAGGGAAGCUGCUGGAUUUCCUGGACACCAACUGCAUCACCUUCACCACUGCUGCGGCCCGGAAGGAGAAGUUUGAGAGGAAGAGGCGGCAGCCCAUGGGCAAGAAGAGGAGGGGCAGAACAGACCGGCCCAUUCCCCGCUCCCCGCCCAUGGCUGUCAGCAGCGUGUGAGGGUUUGUGGCCCCUUUGGCAAGCCAGGCCUCCACACAUGUUUCUGGGCCUUGGGACCACAUCUCCUCCCCCUGCGAAAGUGAUGGUGGUACUGACAUGGAUCAGCUUCUUUCCCACUCUGUUUCCUGGAGUGGUAUUUGGAAUGUGCCACCCACUGGAUUUAGGGCCCUUGGUUCCUCCCUCUGUCGGUGCCAACUGUUUGUCUCCCUUUAACCCUGUUUGUGUUUCAGGCCAGAAGGGCAGUGUCUUGACGCAUCUUUUGCUCUUUACAUCCAUCAGCUGCAGUAUGUCCUUCCCUGAGAUGGAUGUCCAGCCUGCCCCCUCAGUCUUCUCAGCACUUGUGCUGUAGCCCCGGCCUCCGCUGGCAGACCAGAUAUCCACAGACCGCUUGUUCUACCAUGUACCAGGUGUUCUGCUGGCCCAGCUGUUCUGCCUAGACACCUGUCAUUGUCACCAGCAGUCUCCAGACUGGACAGUGCAGAAGGGCCCAGCACAGCUCUGAAAUCCCCAGAACAAGCAUGUUCUUUGUGACCUGGUUGAGUUGGUGUGUGUUAAAGCUGCCUCCAGCCUCAGGAGCGGUGUGGAACACGGGUAAGGCGCGGAAGAGAAGAAUUUGGGUCUACACACCUUGUGACUGUCUUGUCUGUUUUAAAUU
Messenger RNA from Pteronotus mesoamericanus, 6620 nucleotides. It is a transcript of the gene SLX4, whose product is annotated as SLX4 structure-specific endonuclease subunit. The transcript is spliced from 15 exons. Gene Ontology annotation, biological process: resolution of meiotic recombination intermediates; DNA replication; DNA repair. Gene Ontology annotation, molecular function: protein binding; DNA binding. The coding region runs from base 695 to 5965 and encodes 1756 amino acids. Lineage: Eukaryota; Metazoa; Chordata; Mammalia; Chiroptera; Mormoopidae. Gene Ontology annotation, cellular component: Slx1-Slx4 complex; nucleus. The record is from RefSeq and is a predicted model, not a curated record.